GCCACAAUCUCCAUUUAUUCAGAGAUUAUCAUAAAGGUGAACAGAGUUGCAUGGAAAGUUUAGUGUCAAUGAAAUUUGAAACACGAGAGGAAAUAUUGCUUGGAUUUGCUAGCCUGCACUUCUAUGAUGGAUGCUACCUCUUGUGGGAGAUGGCCAACUUUGAUGGGAUUCUGCUUACUGGAAUACAAGUUUAAAAACGUGAUCAGCUAUGCAAGUUUUGUAUUAGUUUAAAUUUUG
Molecule: messenger RNA, 237 nt
Organism: Linum tenue
Lineage: Eukaryota; Viridiplantae; Streptophyta; Magnoliopsida; Malpighiales; Linaceae
Source: the annotation of a GenBank genome assembly